This is a messenger RNA of Ailuropoda melanoleuca (giant panda), 2932 nucleotides long. RefSeq names its product pyridoxal dependent decarboxylase domain containing 1 (gene PDXDC1). Gene Ontology annotation, biological process: carboxylic acid metabolic process. The coding region runs from base 457 to 2808 and encodes 783 amino acids. Gene Ontology annotation, molecular function: pyridoxal phosphate binding; carbon-carbon lyase activity. The record is from RefSeq and is a predicted model, not a curated record. Gene Ontology annotation, cellular component: intracellular membrane-bounded organelle. Lineage: Eukaryota; Metazoa; Chordata; Mammalia; Carnivora; Ursidae. The transcript has 25 exons.
CGGCGCUGCGACCCGGGGCCGCCCUCGGGGCGACUGUUUCCCGGUCGCGAGCUGCCAUUGUGACCGGGGAGGGGCCCGGGGGCUAACUGGCCCUGCCUGAGGAGGCCUGACAGCGAGGGCGUCCGGCCGGGCGCUCGCGGCUGAGGCCUGGUCACGUCACGGGGCCGGGAGUCCCUCGGGUCCCCGUGGGCCGAGAGAGGCCGGGCCGGUUCUGCCCGGAGCCCAGUACGGGGGCCGCGGGGCCGACCUUGGGGCCUGCCCGAGCUCGGCUCACUCUUUGGGAUGACAGAGCUAACCCCUUGCGGCCCCAGAAGAGCCUGGACAGAAGCCCCCGUGGUUUCGGAGCCAACUGCAAGCGUGUUUGUGUCUGGCCGUUGCCCUGCUGUUGUUGAUUAACAACUGCCUUGUCUGGCACCGUAGCAGGUACUGAAGAUAGCAGACCCUACAUUAGCUGAGAUGGGAAAAAACUUGAAAGAGGCCAUGAAGAUGCUAGAGGACAGUCAGAGAAAAGCAGAAGAGGAAAAUGGAAAGAAGAUAACAGGAGAUAUUCCGGGGCCACUCCAAGGCAGUGGACAAGACAUGGUGAGCAUCCUCCAGUUAGUUCAGAAUCUGAUGCAUGGAGAUGAAGAUGAGGAGCCCCAGAGCACCCGAAUCCAGAAUAUUGGAGAACAAGGUCAUAUAGCUUUGCUGGGGCAUAGUCUGGGAGCUUAUAUUUCGACUCUGGACAAAGAGAAGCUUAGAAAACUUACGACCAGGAUACUUUCAGACACUACAUUAUGGCUAUGCAGAAUUUUCAGGUAUGAAAAUGGCUGCGCUUAUUUCCAUGAAGAAGAAAGAGAAGGACUUGCAAAGAUCUGUAGGCUUGCUAUUCAUUCCCGUUAUGAAGACUUUGUAGUGGAUGGUUUCAACGUGUUAUAUAACAAGAAACCUGUUAUAUAUCUUAGUGCUGCUGCUAGGCCUGGCCUGGGCCAGUACCUUUGUAAUCAGCUCGGGUUGCCCUUCCCCUGCUUGUGUCGUGUGCCAUGUAACACUAUGUUUGGAUCCCAGCAUCAGAUGGAUGUUGCCUUCUUGGAGAAACUGAUUAAAGAUGAUAUAGACCGAGGAAAACUGCCCCUGUUGCUUGUGGCAAAUGCUGGAACUGCGGCAGUAGGGCACACAGACAAGAUCGGGCGUCUGAAAGAGCUCUGUGAGCAGUACGGCAUAUGGCUUCACGUGGAGGGUGUGAAUCUGGCAACCUUGGCUCUAGGUUAUGUCUCCUCAUCAGUGCUGGCUGCAACCAAAUGUGACAGCAUGACAUUGACUCCGGGUCCAUGGCUGGGUUUGCCGGCUGUCCCUGCAGUCACCCUCUAUAAACACGACGAUCCUGCCUUGACUUUAGUUGCCGGUCUUACAUCAAACAAGCCAGCAGACAAACUCCGUGCCCUGCCACUGUGGUUGUCUUUACAGUACUUGGGGCUUGAUGGGAUUGUGGAGAGGAUUAAACAUGCCUGCCAGCUGAGUCAACGGUUACAAGAAAGUUUGAAGAAAGUGAACCACAUCAAAAUCUUGGUGGAAGAUGAGCUCAGUUCUCCAGUAGUGGUGUUCAGGUUUUGCCAGGAAUUACCAGGCUCAGAUCCGGUGCUCAAAGCCAUCCCCGUGCCCAACAUGGCACCUUCAGUAGUCGGCCGGGAGAGACACUCCUGUGAUGCCCUGAAUCGCUGGCUGGGAGAGCAGCUCAAACAGCUGGUGCCCGCGAGCGGCCUCACGGUCAUGGACCUGGAAGUGGAGGGCGUGUGCAUCCGGUUCAGCCCUUUGAUGACAGCCGCAGUUUCAGGCACUCGGGGGGAGGAUGUGGACCAGCUCGUGAGCUGCGUACAGAGUAGGCUGCCCGUCCUGACUUGCACGCUGCAGCUACGGGAGGAGUUCAAGCAGGAGGUGACAGCAACAGCAGGUCUCCUGCACAUCGAUGACCCGAACUGGCCUGGAAUAGGGGUUGUCAGGUAUGAACAUGCUAAUGAUGAUAAGAGCAGUUUGAAACUCGAUCCAGAAGGGGAAAAAAUCCACGCUGGACUCCUGAAAAAGUUAAAUGAACUGGAAUCUGACCUUACGUUUAAAAUGGGCCCAGAGUAUAAAAGCAUGAAGAGCUGUAUUUACGUUGGCAUGGCGAGUGACGACGUGGAUAUUUCUGAACUGGUGGAGACCAUUGCAGUCACAGCCCGAGAAAUUGAGGAGAACUCACGGCUUCUGGAAAACAUGACAGAGGUGGUUCGGAAAGGGAUUCAGGAAGCUCAGGUUCAGCUGCAGAAGGCAAAUGAGGAGCGACUUCUGGAAGAGGGGGUGUUGCGGCAGAUCCCCGUCGUGGGGUCCGUACUGAACUGGUUUUCUCCAGUACAGGCUUCACAGAAGGGAAGAACCUUUAACCUAACAGCAGGCUCCCUGGAGUCCACGGAACACACCUACGUCUACAAGGUCCAAGGCACAGGAGUCACACCACCUCAGACUCCCUCAGGCACCCGCACGAAGCCGAGACUUCCAGGCCAGAAGCCUUUCAAGAGGUCCCUGAGGGGUUCUGAUGCCCUGAGUGAGACAAGCUCAGUGAGCCACAUUGAAGACUUGGAAAACAUGGAGCAUCCAUCUGGUGGGCCAGAGCAGGUGGCCCUGGAGACCAGCAGCCCCGAGCUCCACCCCGGGGCUCCUACCCCGCAGGACGCCGAGCAGCCGGGGGCCCUCCAGAACAGGACCCAGAGCCCCGAGGAUGACCGGCCACAGAUGAAGAAACGAGGGUGCAGAGAUUUCAGAUGUACCCACCCCGUAAAUUCUCACCUCUAGUAUUUGCUUAUCAUCCUGCUGCAGCCAGAAAUCCACAUGUGGAAACGGCAUCCAGGAGUACGGCCCUAUGCGCAAUUGUUCUGUCUUUGCGUCGUAAAUACUAAUCAUCUAAGAAAGAACAUUU